Messenger RNA from Suricata suricatta (meerkat), 18245 nucleotides. It is a transcript of the gene STARD9, whose product is annotated as StAR related lipid transfer domain containing 9. NCBI's taxonomy places the organism in Eukaryota, Metazoa, Chordata, Mammalia, Carnivora, Herpestidae. The transcript has 32 exons. Gene Ontology annotation, cellular component: centriole; cytoplasm; nucleus. Gene Ontology annotation, biological process: spindle assembly; microtubule-based movement. Gene Ontology annotation, molecular function: microtubule binding; lipid binding; ATP binding. The record is from RefSeq and is a predicted model, not a curated record. Bases 34 to 12966 code for a protein of 4310 amino acids.
GCGGACCUGCUAGGCUUGGGCUGUGGCCGAGGGAUGGCGAACGUGCGGGUGGCCGUGAGGGUCCGGCCCCUCAGCCAGAGGGAGAUUAAAGAAGGGGGAAGAAUUAUCAUGGAAGUUGAUGGCAAAGUGGCAAAAAUCAGGAAUUUAAAGGUGGACAAUCGACCAGAUGGCUUUGGCGACUCCCGGGAGAAGGUGGUGGCAUUUGGCUUUGAUUAUUGCUACUGGUCAGUCAACCCAGAGGACCCCCAGUAUGCAUCUCAGGAUGUGGUGUUCCAGGAUUUGGGGACUGAAGUACUGACUGGAGCCGCCAAAGGCUAUAACAUAUGCCUUUUCGCCUAUGGACAGACAGGCUCUGGGAAGACAUACACCAUGCUGGGGACCCCAGCCUCUGUUGGGUUGACGCCACGGAUAUGUGAGGGUCUCUUCAUCAGGGAGGAAGACUAUGCCCCACUGCCACCUUCUUGUAGGAUAAAAGUAAGUUUCCUGGAAAUCUAUAAUGAAAGAGUGCGGGAUCUGCUGAAGCAAUCUGAUCAAAAAAAGUCCUAUAGUCUGAGGGUCAGGGAGCAUCCAGAGAUGGGGCCCUAUGUACAAGGUUUAUCUCAACAUGUAGUUACCAACUAUAAGCAAGUAAUUCAACUCUUGGAGGAGGGAAUAGCAAACAGAAUCACAGCAGCCACUCAUGUUCAUGAAGCCAGCAGCAGAUCCCACGCCAUCUUCACUAUCUACUAUACACAGGUAAUCCUGGAGAACAACCUCCCGUCUGAAAUUGCUAGCAAGAUCAACCUUGUGGACCUAGCAGGCAGUGAAAGAGCAGAUCCCAGUUACUGUAAGGACCGGAUUACUGAAGGAGCCAAUAUCAACAAAUCUCUUGUGACUCUGGGAAUUGUCAUCUCCACCUUAGCCCAGAAUUCUCAAGCAUUCAGCAGCUGCCAGAGCCUCAACAGUGCAGCCAGUGAUGGCGGUGACAGCGGGAUCCCUAGCUCUCCUUCAGGGACCAGCAGUGGAGGCGCGCCCUCUCGGAGGCAGUCUUACAUCCCAUACCGGGACUCCGUGUUGACCUGGCUGCUGAAGGACAGCCUUGGAGGCAACUCCAAAACUAUCAUGGUUGCCACUGUGUCUCCUGCACACACUAGCUACAGUGAGACCAUGAGCACACUGAGAUAUGCAUCUAAUGCCAAACACAUCGUCAACAAGCCUCGGGUAAAUGAGGAUGCAAAUAUAAAACUGAUCAGAGAACUCAGGGAGGAGAUCGGAAGACUAAAAGCCAUGCUGUUGAGCUUCGAACUGAGAAACUUCAGUCCAUUGAAUGAGGAGAAGGAUGAGAAUCUGAAGGAGCUGGUUCUCCAAAAUGAAUUGAAGAUAGACCAGCUGACUAAAGACUGGACCCAGAAGUGGAAUGAGUGGAAGGCCCUCGUGGAGCAUUACAGAGUGGAUAUCAACAGGAGGAGGGCUGGAGUGGUCAUUGACUCCAGCCUGCCGCACCUGAUGGCCUUGGAGGACGAUGUACUCAGCACAGGAGUUGUGCUCUAUCACCUCAAGGAGGGGACAACAAAAAUAGGAAGGAUCGACUCAGAUCAGGAACAGGACAUUGUUCUGCAGGGGCAGUGGAUUGAGAGAGACCACUGCACUAUCACCAGUGCCUGUGGGGUAGUCAUUCUGCGGCCUGCCCAGGGGGCCCGUUGCACUGUCAAUGGCCGGGAGGUCACUGCCUCCUGUCGUCUGACCCAAGGAGCAGUCAUAACCCUGGGGAAAGCACAGAAGUUCCGAUUCAACCACCCAGCAGAGGCCGCUGUCCUGCGGCAGAGGAGGCAGAUCGGAGAGGUUGUCGGUGGCAGUGGCUCUUUGGAAUGGCUGGAUUUAGACGGAGAUGUCACUGCCUCCCGGUUGAGUCUCUGCCCUUUGCUUUGGAAGGAAAGUAUUUUCCUGAAUCAAGAUCCCUCCACCAUGUUACCUACUUUGCCUGACCCUACUGACCAAAUAUCAGAGACAGUUCCAUCAGAAGAAUAUCUGUUCCAGGCUGCUGCUUGCCCUCUAAGGACAGGGUGUUUCAGCAAGAAUGCCCUCUGUUCCUCAGGGAAGAGGCAUCUCUGCAAAGCCAGGGGGGCCUUGGCAAGGAAAGGAGCCUCAGCCUCAAGUACCUGUCUCACUGUGAGUUCUGAGUCUGCCAGUAUCCAGGAAAUAGAGAGCGUGGGUAAGCAGCCCUGUUGGAUGACGUCCCAGAGCUUAGCAUCUCUUGACCAUUCAGCUAACAAGAUAAAGCCAAGGGAUAAGCCAGAAGCACUCAGCCCUUCCACCUAUACCAAGAGGGGUAGGGGACUAGCGGACCCUGACCACGUACGAGCUGGGUGGCGAAAAGAAGGGAACCUUGGGACCCACAAGACUGCUAAGGGAGCCAGAUGCAGCUCCUUACAUCCCCGUGGACCCAAACAGGCACCUGGACAUGGAAAGGCAGCCAGGACUUUCUGGGUAGAAUACAAACCAUUUUCUUCAAGCAAGGCAUCAAAAAGGCAGCAGAGGGUGCUAGUAGCCAGGGCCAGAGACAUUGCCAAAAAGUCCUCUCAUUUGCCUCAUGGCAGCCCUCUGAGGAGGGAGCAUAGUGCAGGAGACCCAGACUCCACAAACUCACUCACAGAUUGCAGCCCAAGAGUGGAUCGUGUAAGAGAGAAAGAUGGUGACGUAUCUGAUGCAGAUAGCAGUUACUCAGUGGAUUCUCUCUCCUGUGUCUAUGCCAAAGCCCUAAUGGAGCCACUGCAGCCAGAGGACCCCCAGGGGAAGGAACAGGAUCUUCCAGAGUCAGACAACUUUGAAAGUGAUGACAGCCAAAUAUCUGAGGACUCGCUGGCUGACAAAGGGUACAAAAGCCCGCCAGACAGCCCAGGGAGCAGCUAUCUCACCAACCACCACAGUCACCCCAUGGCCAGAGCUAGAGCCCCUGCGCAGGGCUUCACCAUGCCCUCAGACAGUGGACUGUUCACCCAGACUUGUAGGAGCUUUUCCGUGGAUAGCCUGAUUGAUGCCAAGGAGGAACUGGGGGAAGAUCAGCAAGAGCCUUUCUUCAGUUCAGCUGAUGAGAUGCCCGCAGAGACAUUUUGGCACCUGCAGACCUCCAGUCUGCCCAUAGUGGACCAGGAGGCAAUGGGCAGGCUUGGUCCCAUCAACCACAGAACAGGAGCCAGGCUGGAUGCCAUCCUGCCAGUGAGUAGUUCAUUUUACCUUGGUCCCUCGCCCCAGCCUCACUGUGGACAACCUGAGUCAGAGGUAGAGGCGAGCUCCUCUGAACAAGCAAACACACUCCAAGGCCUGCAGGUUUCAAGAGGGAGCCCUCUGUUGUCCAUGGAUUCCUGGUUUUCCUGUGACUCUAAGAUCAAUUCCAGCAGCCCUGCAGGAAUAGUGGCUUCCUUAUGUCCGAGUCCUGAUGUCCAGGAAUUUCAACCCCAAGGUUGGGAGAGGCCUGGACAACAGCAAAAUAUGGAAGAACUCAAGCCAUCAAGAGCAGAAACACCCCUGCCCCAUAGCUCCAAAGUGCCUCAAGGCGGCCCUGAGCUGCCCUGUCAUAUAAGAGGUGUAUAUACAGUUCCUGCCUCUGAUACAUCCAGCCUGUCAUUCUGGGGGUCGUACAGGCUUCUUCAGCCAAAAGUUGCUGGCAUCUUUCAGGCCAGAAGUACCCCUGACACAACCCAGCAGGGCAACUCGGAAGCAUCCAACACCUCCAGCCUGUCAAGUGCUUUGGCUGCCUCUGCUGCCUCAUUCACUUGUGAAGGCAGUGCACCUGAGAGAGCCUGGGCUGCCCUUCAGCAAAAGUAUCUCCUUCAACUGUCUCAUCCUGUGCUGGAGGCUGUGAGAGAGCCCUGUCCAGCUUUCCACCCUCUUGAACAAGAUUCUGCUUCCUUGACCCAAGCUUCUGGCAAAGAAACAGAUACUCUAUUGCCAGUUGGUUCUGGGGUAUCUAGCAGUCUGGAUUUCAGCACCUUUCCUCUCCAUUUUUCCAAAAUUAGGCGUUUGAGAGCAGAGAAAGAACAGGACAGUCUGAGUGCCGAGUUAGAAGGUCCUUCAGAUUUCUUUACAACUAGAGAGAAGGAGGUGAGUCAUAGUGGAACUUACUCAGCAGAUGUAGAAUCAUUGACUUCUGGAACUAUAAAUGCACCAGUCUCUGUAGCUGAGAACAAGGUGGCAAAUUCCAUGCCAGAAGCAUGUGAAGGCAAUCAGAACAGCUUGGAAGAGUCUUCGCAGAGUAAUGGGAAGCCUGGACAGAUGACUUCCUCUGAUGAAUGUUUGUUUCUCAAGAGCCCUUGUCACAGUAAUGUCACCAUAGCCACUAAAGAAAACCAUUGGCCCCAGGGCUGGGCUCCUCUCAGGAAGAAUAGUGCAGGCCAGGAGGGACAGUUAAGUCAUAGCAACUAUCUGCCCCUUCAGGAGCAGAAGGUAGACUAUCAGGAGAGCUCCAGGGAAGUGGUUGGAAGGCACACAAGCCUUUCAUUUCCAUCAGCUCCAGAACUGUACCCCGACUCUGCUGCCCGGAAUCCAUUCCCGUCUUCCUUGCAGCCACCUCCCUUGGAGACAUUCUAUGUGACCAAAAGCCGGGAUGCCCUGACAGAAACAGCCUUAGAGAUUCCGGCUUGCAGAGAAUCAAGAGUGCCUUCCCCACCCCCCAGGGAAGCUUGGGGCUUUGGUCAUGACCAUCAGGUUCUCCAAAAUGUUUAUGAGAAGAAUAACUUGCCAGUGCUGUUACAAAACCAGAAUUCCAAGAUUGUCUCAUCUCAGCAGGUCACAGCAGGGAGGCCAGUUCAUCUGAACACCAAAGAAGUUAUCAGAGAAAUGGGGAAAUGCCCUGGAAAUAUUGAAGAAGAAAGCCAUAAAUCAGUUUAUCUUUUUGUUGCUGAGAACAGACAUUUUCUUUCAUCUACUAGCACAAAAGUAUGUGAAUAUGAAAAUCAAGUCGGAAUUUUAAAUAAACAGAGUCUUUCAGCACUUAAGGAGGAAGAAAAGGCCACUAUACAGUCCUGUUGUAAUGUUUCCUCAAACCAUUGUAGGUCUAGGAAGCCUCUCCUUGUUUGUGAGUCUGAGACAGAUGGGGAAGAAGAGCAGGAUCACCCUGUAGUCCUAAGAGAGACCCAGGCCUUUAAUAUGAACAGACAGUUUCCUUCUGGGGCCAAGUCUGAUUUCAUCUAUAAAACCAUCAAUUUAGCCGUUGACAAGGACAUGCUGGGGGAAACUGCUGUUUCUUUGCAGUCCAGAUCAGUAUGUCAUAGAGUAAAUGCCCCAGAGAUGGUGUCCCAGGAUGAGAGUCCAGCCCACAAGAGUGAGGGGAAGAAUGAAUCUGGGCUUCCUGGGAAAUCUCUCCAUUCCAAAAGCAGCUCCAAGGAGUUUAAGCUUCCACAAAUGGAGUCUACAUAUGAAAGAUUCCAGUCAGUUACAAGCUCUCAGCAAAAAAACCUGAGUCAAUGCAAGGGCCCUGGAAGAUCACAAGAAAUGUUAAACCCCAAAGAAGAACCUUCUGGAAGGAAACAGAAUAAAAGAGUUAACAGUGCUGAUGAAAUGUCCAGGCUAAUUAGGAGUGUAAUGCAGCUGGAAAAUGGCAUCUUAGAAAUUGAAUCCAAGCAAAAUAAGCAGCUAUAUGCUCCCCCGACACUGGGAGUCAGUAAGGAUUUUGUGUUCCAGGACCAGAGGGACCGGGAGAUGCCUGGCUCUGCCCUAAGGCCAGGCAGCUCUGGUAGCUUGGGAAGCCUUGAGGAACUGCAAAUUGUGAAAGGUUUUCAGGAAAGCCAAGUUGCCAAGCAUAUAAGUAGUUCUAAGCAAAAGGGACCAAAAGCUCAAGGCGGAUUUGAGGAAAUGACUGUGCAAAGUAGAGGGAGCCUACUGGAGGAAGACAAAGUGGUCUCAUCUACUCAGAAUAGCUCAAGCUCUCAUUAUAUUAGCACUUCUUUCAGCCAGGAGACUGGCCCAUUGCUUAGCCAGUCAGAUUUCUCUGUGGCUCCUCACAGAGACCUGAGUGGUACCUUGCCUUUGGAUUCCCCAAGGCUACCAAGAAAUUAUCUUCAUGCAUAUGAUUCUGUAUGUAUUUCUUCAGUUGACUAUUUGCUGGAUCCCACAAUGUUGAAAAUGCCUAAUAGUCCCUUGGUAACUAGAGCAGAGCAUCAGGACCAGACUGGAGAGGCCCAAAGCCACAGCCCUCAGGGAAAUGUUAGAGGGGGCUCUUUCUUGGCACACAGUGCUUGGUGUGAGUCUGUGAUAGCUAUGGCCGUGGCAUCUCAUGGUCAGUCCCAUGUACCAGAGAGCAUUCCCCUGGGUGCAGAGAGCAGGAGAUUAGCAAGAACCCAAGACCAAGGAAGGGACCUUAGAAGCAUCUCAAUAGGCUUGAGUCCCAGGGAGAGUUUUGCUUCUGAAGCCAAGGCAGCUAUACAAAGAAGAUCAGAAAGAGCCAGUUCCCUGAAAAGGGUCUCUAGCCCACUUGAAAACAAGACCAGCUGCCUCUUAGAAGAGGGUAACAGUCAAGGCCAGCAGGCAAAGCAGAAGGAAGUAAAGGACGCCGAGGACCUAAGCCCUACUGGUGGUGCUUUCUCAGCACCUGUGUCCUUGCCGAGGGUGCCUCACCCGCACUGUGCUCAUACAUCGAUGGACCUGGCUGUGUUAGAGGAGAUCAGACAAGCAAAGGCCCAGGGAAAGCAGCUUCAUGGCUUAGGGGCUGAUGACAAUGUUCUUCCUUACUGUGAGGCUUUAUUAGAAGCUGAAUGUUCUUCAGGGGCCCAUGGUAAGCCUCAGUGUCCCCAGAUGGAACAGUCAGUGUCAGACAAGACCAGAAAGGAGGAUGACACACAAGGAUUUUAUGUGACAUCUCUCUCUGCUGAACCAAGAUAUCUAUCAAAUGAUGAAGCCAUGCCCCUCCCUGUGGACAGCUUUCAACAUCUGCCCAACACUGGAACUAAAACAGGGCCACGGCAUCCCUCACAGACUUCUUCCCAUGCAGCCCCUGCUCCAGGCAAAAGCCAGUGUAUUGGAGAACCAAGACAUUUUCUGGGAGCUGGUGAAGAGUUUCCAUGUCACUGUUGCUCUUCUGAAAUCAUACAGAAAAAGAAAAAAGCAACUAGAACACCUUCCUCUGCUGAUCCUGUGAGCUCAGACAGUUUUCCUUCAACAGUGGUAGAGGACAGGAGGGAAAGAUCAGAGAAAGUAGUGGCUACCUUAUCUUCUUGCACCCAUUCUGGUGAUCCUGGGAUGAUUCUAUGUGGGGGAAGCCAAUCAGCUCCAUGGGAGAGUGCAAAAGGCAUGCGUUCUGGUGGUCAGGAGACCAACUCAGUGCAUCAAGAACCUAGAAUUCUAGAUACCACUUGUGGAGGAGGUUCAGAUAAUUUCUUAGUGGCUGCACAGGUAGGAAAAACAACCUAUUCUGAAAGUCAGCUUAUGACCUGUGAUGUUCAGAAUUCUGUCAGCCUCUCAGGAUGUACCCAAUACCAUGGCCAGUGCCUUGAGGCUUCCAUUGGGUUAGAGAGAGGGAGAGCAAGUCCCAAACAGGGUACCAUCCUGCCAGAAGUUCAGGAGGAGUCCCACUGCAGACACCCACAGGAAACUUUAGACUGUGUCAUCAUCUCAGGGAGUAUUGAAGGCAGCAGGACUCUUAGUCCACCUACGGGGCAGGAAGACAGCAGAUCAACGCCUUGCCGACGUCUUUGCAAUCCUCAACCCAUUGAUUCUUGUGCCUGUGCAUCCCCACCCUCCACUUUAUCAUGUUACAGAGACAGUGACCUGAGGAAGGGGAGUUCCAAGGCUGCUCUACGUAUUCUCCAGCCACCCUGCAUAAUACCUUCCAGAGCCUGUGGAAUGGAUGAGAGAGGAGAAAGCUAUUCCAAGGCACAUGAAAUGCUCUUGGCUCCUGGCCUUGAGCCCGAAGACAUUCAUGUAGAAUUUGGGGCAGCAGAUAGCAGCGCUUGGGAGCCUUCCACUUCUGCUGCUGUCCUAUCUCUGGCUCGAGGGGGCAUCUCCCCUUCUGCCCCUGAUGUGAGAACAGGUUCCUUGAGCCACUCAGUGGUGGAUGGAAACUCAAGGUCAGGAGGGGAUCCUGAGAAAAAGGUUGCUGAGAAGAAAGCCAGCCUAGAGCCUGAGGCUACCUUUUCCUCUGCAGACCUGUACUCUGAGCCACUGAGGGAGUUUCAGGACAGCUCUGUAGGUGGCCAGAAGGCACAGGAGUCUCAAACCAAACCAGAACCACCUUUAACAACUGGGAGACCAUGCACCCUGAAUUUAAGUGAAGGGUCUAUUGAGAGUGAGCUUCUGGGGGAACCUCAGCAUGGAUGUUUAGAAAAUGCCAUCCAGUGUCUUCCAGAGAAACCACAACUUUCCACUGAGUCCAAAGAUCACAGUGGAUUGGAUUCCCAAGCCAAGUUUGUAGCAAAGUUAAAACACCUCUCUAGGCACCAAGCUGACAGUCUCUGGGAGGAGGAAGAGCAGCAGAGAGACCAGGCUUUGGGUGGUGGGAAAGAACCUACCCAGAGCAGGAGCUCCCAACCUCUCCAUGAAGGUGGCUUGGACAGCUGUCGGAUUAGAGAUGCAGGCAGAGAGGAAGCAUCUGCAGCCCAUCCCUCUGUGUCCAGGAUGCUUUCAUCAGGCUUUGAAGACUCAGCUUCCAUGCCCUUGGGGCACACUGGAGCCCCAUGGCCCACACCCCAGAGCCCUGGCCUGCCUGUCUCUAGGGAGCAGCUGGCUCCCCACCACAGGUGUUCACUUCCUGUGAUUGCAGUCUUCCCUGGCCCCAAACACUCCAGGUCCUCCCCCACACCACAGUUCUCUGUGAUUAGCUCUUCCCAGACUGUUCAGGAGCUGAACUUGAGUGUGGAGCCUCCUUCCCCUACAGACGAAGAUGCACAGGAGCCUAACAGAUGGUGGACUCCCCAUCCCAGUGAUUAUUUCAAAGGAAAGCCAGCAGUGAGAACAUCUCUGAAAGCUGAGUGCUGCAGUCAGAAAGCCUCAUCUAACUGGGACAAGAGCACUGCUGAUCACCAGCCCCCACAGCUUUCCAACCCUCCUUACCCAAAGUCCUCAGCUCUUUCUUGCAUGCCAACCCCCAAUGACUCCAUGACAAGCUGGAUAUCUAGUACCCUGGAAGAGGCCUGGCAGGCAAAUCCAGAGGGACCUGGCAGCCAGGGGAGGUCAGAGAAGUGCCACUCCAAGGCAGACAAAGGAGUGUUACACUUUGGCUCCAGUAACAUCAAUUCCUACAUAUUGUCUUCAUGUCCAGAAGGGCCUGUGCACAUUGGCUGGAAGCAAUAUGUGUUUGGCAACGCAGUGGAUGUCUCCUGUAGCCAGACACCCCAGGGCCCCAUGCCAUCAAACAUGGCCAGUUAUUCAAGCAUGGACGAUGGCCUGGAAGAUCAGAACUCUCCACACCAUUCUCACCUCAGCACCUAUGCCAAUGCACAGGACCUAGGGAGCACACACAGCAGCAUUGGAAAUGCCCAUGGUCCACAUGAGGCCUGGGAAGUAUUGGGUUCCUCAUUUGCUUUGGGGAAUCCCCACAUCCUGAACAACUCUGAUGGAGCAAUCCCCAGUAAGGGUCCUGACAAGAGAGCACAGAUUCCAGGUACCCCUGAAGAAGCAGGCUCUCUGAGGAGUGAGCCCCUCUUGGCAGAAGGAAGUGCUGCAGGUCCAGUAGAUGAGAUUAUGCUGCUGUAUCCAUCAGAGGCAUGUGGCCCUGUGGGGCCAUCCAGGAGGCACACCGUGGAGCAGGGCACGCAGACCACGCAGACCCUGGGCUGCAGUGUCCACUGGAGCUCCACCGACAUCUCUGCUCAACCAGAAACCAGUGCAGUGCCAGGCUCUGGUCUGGUCUCCUGGACUAGCAUGCACAACCUGUCUCUCCACCUCUCACAGCUGCUACACAGCACCUCGGAGCUGUUGGGGAGUCUUUCCCAGCCAAGUGUGGCUAAAAAGGAGCAGAACGUCAAGAGGGAGUCCCCAGAUGACGUGACCCAGGCCCUAAUGAUGGACAGCUGUACUCAGACUACCUUGGAUGAGGGCAUCCAAACUGACCUGGCCUUACCACCUCUGUACCUUCCAACCCCAGAGGCCAACCCUCAGGAGGUCAAUGUGGUCCUUGAACUGCUGGGCUCAGAUAUCCCCACCAUGUCUCAAAAAAAGGGACAUGCCACAGGGAUCCUUCAGAAGAGAGAGUUAGAGGAAACUGCAUGGAAAAUGGCAGGGCCCUCAGAAUCUCAGGAAGACGGCCUCCACCGCAGGCCCCAGAGCUUGCCAGCACCCCCAUCCCACCUGAGGCUUCAGAAAGCCCACUUUGGGCAGAACCUCCCUUCUGUGAGCCCUCAGGCUUCUCCUGAUGCCUCCCUGCCUCCCAGCUUCCAGCCAAAUGAGCCCUCGUGCCUGGCUGUCAACAGCCCCAGUCUCAAAGGCUCCCACUCCCCUAGGCCCUGCCCCAGUCCUGUAGAGUCUGUGGGGAUUCCUAAGGUCCAGAAGGAGCUGGGUACUGUGAGUACCUUAUUGGUGGACAGAGCCUCUUCCCCAAUACUCACGCUUAGUGCCAGCACCCAGGGGUUGGGGCUCUCCCCAGACUCUUUGUCUCUCACAGCCCCCUUAGUGUGUCCUCUUGAAGGCUACCAGAAACUUGUCUCCAGUCCAAACCUUCUCCUGCAUUCCCCCAGGCCUCCCGUGGAUAUUUAUUCUCAAACUGCUAAUGAGUCCGGUGGCUCCCAGAGAGUGGGGUCUCCAUGUGGGGAAGGCAGAAGUCCCUUAGAAAGGAGUGAUAGCAGGUCAUUCCUUGAGGUGAGGUCCCCGGGCAGUCCACCACAGAGCCCAAAACUCCAAGUCUGUUUCUUAGAGCAGCCCCCUCAGCAGCUUCAGCCCAAGACCAUCACCUUGGUCCAAAGCAAACCACCACUACCCUCACUGAGGAGCCAGAGCCAGAGUCUGGCUGAGGGCUUUGUCCCUGAGGACAUGGCUUCCUUGGAGGGUGUCUCACUGAGCAGUAGGGAGCCAAGUGAAUGGUGGAGCAAGACCGAAAAUGAGGGUGAGAGUUCAGCAUCUCCCUUGGAGCCACAACCCACUCUGGACUUUUCCUCUUCAAGGGGAGGCCUCCACCAACUUAGCCCCUGCCCUGUCUCUGAGUUAACUCCUACUGCAGGGCUCCAGAGUUCCACUUUGAGCCCUACCUGCCAAUCUGAGGUGCUGCUGAGCUCCAGUUCCCAGGUAUGUGUGGCUGCUGAGCCCCAGCAUCAUGGCCUGAGAGACUUUUCAGUGCAUAACAAAGUCAGUCACUGGAGUGGGGUUCAGGAUGGCUAUCCUGGGGGGGUAGGUGUGAUGGAGUCACUGGGGGCUAGGUAUGAUCUUAGUUCCAGAAAGCAGGGAGAGAAGCCCCUACAACCUCCUGACAACCAGAGCCAGGAUCCUGAGUGGUCCCAGAGGGAGCAGAUCCCCUUGCAUAUUGGGGCUCAGAACGUCUCACUCAGCACAGAACUCACAGAAGCGAAGCUGCACCACGGCUUUGGGGAGGCCGAUGCUCUACUGCAGGUGCUGCAAAGUGGGACGGGGGAGGCGCUUGCUGCUGAGGAGCCUCUGCGGUCCACCUGGGAGGAGCUCUAUGCCCGGCAAAAACAAACUAUUGAGGCCCUCUGGAGAGAGCGAGCUGAACGACUUCAGAACUUAGACCAGACACGGAACCUCAGCCCUCAGAAACAACUGAGCCUCCUGCCCAGCAGGGAUUUCUCCACCCGGGACUUUGGCCUACCCAGCAGGCGCCGAGAGUACCUGCAGCAACUGAGGAAGGAUAUUGUAGAAACCACCAGGAGCCUAGGAUUGGCAUCACAGUCUGCUCACCCUGCCUCAGACAUAGCGCUGAUGUUGCAAGAAUAUCAGCACGCCCGCGAGGAGGCCAAGGUGGAGAUUGCACAGGCCCGGGCCCGGCUGCAGGAGCGGACAGAGCAGGAGAAGCUGAGAAUCCGCCAGCAGAUCAUCUCCCAGCUGCUGAGGGAAGAAGAAAAGCUGCACACACUGGUUGCCUCCAGCUCCCUGUCUACCAGCUCUAAUGGGAGCCUCUCCUCUGGUCUUACCUCUGGCUACAACAGCAGCAUCGCCUUAUUGUCGGACCAGCUCCAAUCUCCAGACAGUGUGGGAGACACACACUUGCCUGAUUCCAGUGACUCCUGGAUAGGGGGUAUUCGGGGACAUUCUGCAGUGAGGAACAGUCAGCUGAGUCUGGCCGGAUCCACCUGGAAGAACUUAGCUUACAGUCGAAGAACCUCCCUGGGCAGCUGCUGCUGCUCUCUGUCCAGCCUGGGGGCCUGCGCCUCCUCCUCCUAUCAGGAUUUGGCCAAGCACAUUGUGGACAUCUCUCUUGCUGAUGUAAUGGCUGCCUGCUCGGAUAAUCUGCACAACCUCUUCAGCCGCCAGCCAGCAGCUGGCUGGAACUAUCAGGGUGAGGAGCAGGAGGUGCAGCUUUACUACAAGGUGUUUUCUUCUACUCGGCAUGGCUUCCUGGGGGCAGGUGUGGUUUCCCAGCCACUGUCUCAUGUGUGGGCAGCAGUGAGUGACCCCACCCUGUGGCCGCUGUACCACAAGCCCAUCCAGACAGCAAGGCUGCAUCAGCGGGUGACCAACAGCAUCAACCUGGUGUACUUGGUGUGCAAUACCGCCCUGUGUGCACUGAAGCAGCCUCGGGAUUUCUGUUGUGUCUGCGUGGAAGCUAAAGAGGUGCCUGCUUCGCUGGGGGGGCAUCUGUCCAUCAUGGCGGCUCAGUCUGUUUAUGACACAUCCAUGCCGAGACCCAGCAGAGACAUGGUCCGAGGGGAGAUCCUGCCCAGUGCCUGGAUCCUGCAGCCUCUAACCGUGGAAGGAAAAGAGAUCACCAGAGUCAUCUACUUGGUCCAGGUAGAACUUGGUGCGCCGGGCUUCCCUCCUCAGCUCCUAAGCUCCUUCAUCAAACAGCAGCCACUGGUUAUAGCCAGACUGGCUUCCUUCCUUGGGAGUUAGCAUCUUACUGUCAAGAUGGUGCUGUAGAGACACAGGUCCAGGAUGUACCAGUGAUGCUAGGGUGGCUCUUGUCAUUCUCUGUACGGGAUGCAAGGAGAGGCAAGGCUACUGGCUGUGGCUGACCAUGCUGACAGCACUCAGACCUGAGUUGCCAGCAAAACAGCGUCAGUACUUCCUUCGGUCACAAGCUGGUGCCUCUGCACAGAGAGGGGACCUGAGCUCCCGGCCCCAGUUGGCCAGCAUCAGUGAAAUUCAGCUCACCUUUUUGGAUUCCUCAACCUUUCUUCCCUCUCCGGGAUGCUGUGGCAGAUAAGCCACUUGAAGACCAGGACUGGGUGUAGCCGGCAGAGCCAGGAGAGGGCAGUACUCUGGCCCAGCCCUCAGCCAGGGAGCAAGCACCCACUGGCCAGGACUGUUCAGAAUCUGUCUCCAGCAUUCAGCUCCACUGCGUACUGGAGUAUUGGAACGUGCCAAACUAGAAAACCUGUUUAAAAAAACAACUGCACAAACCACGACAGUGAUUCAGAAUUGUUUCUCCUUACAUUUCUACAAAAUGCUUUAUUGUUAAUUUUUACUUUUCCUUCCUCUUCAUUUCCCUCACAGGAGAGGACAUUUGGGUCUUUGCCUCAGUCAGGAGUAUUGAGCAAUGCUCAUUCUUGGAGCCAUCACUCCAUAGCUCAGGAGAAAGGGAAAGACCACUGUAGAAACAGGUUGGACAGACUUGAGGCCAAGGAGGGGAACUUAGCUCUUUGAGGAAGGGUGGGGUAGGCAGCCCAAUGUUGGCUGCUGACAGGGCAAGAGGAAUUUCAAAGAGGUGAAAAGUUGUUUAUUGAAGACUAGAGAGAAGAUACAUGAACUCUUAGAGGAGGUAAGUGAUUCAUUAGGGGGAAGACUCAGUUCUGUUCCUUCCCUCCCUCAGAGCCUUAGUGCCAGCCUUCAGUGGUCUCUUGAGCAUCUGUGCUGCUCUGGUCAGAUGUGCUAUUCCAGGAGGGGAUGGAGAAUGGGCUCGGUGUUCUUGUCCCUUCACCUGCUUAAACUUGAGCUUUGAGUAUUCAGUACAGUUACGUGGAAGUGGUAUGUGGGAAAGAUUCCCAGCUUCCGUUCUGGUGCCCACAGUCUUUGGCAGAAGAGGGUGACUAUAUAGGGACUGAAAAGGUCAGUUUCUAUACUGUACAGCACAGAGAUUUAUUUUUUAUAAAAGUGUUUGCAGGAUUCUUUUUCUUUUACCUCAGGUUGUUACUUAAAUGUGAUUGAAGACUUUUUAAAUUGCUUUUAAACAUUUUUAUGGUUAAUUUUUUUGGUAUAUUUAACAGUCUAUGUACUCCCAUCUCUUUUCAUAUAAAUCUCUUAAGACUAUUGAUUGAAAAAUUCAGAACACUUGCAAAUUAAAAGUCCAUGGUGUCUUUUUAUUUAGUGAACACUGUGGUGUCUUUUGAGCUCAGAAUUUAGUCUGGAGAUUAUGAUGGCAGCAACAGCCCAGGGCUCAGUUUCAAGGUUACAGUUGGCACGAAUGUACUGAGUUCUUCCCAUGAGCUCAGCAUGACCUUGCAUGUGAACAGCAACCUUGUCAGCCGCCCGACUAUAGCCAGCCGUAGCCCAGAUACGACCAUGAGCAAGGAUUCCAGCUCCGUCAUUGCCACCCACCAGCAACCACGAUCCCUUGGAAUGAAGCUCUUUGACAACAGGAAAUACACACGGACCCGAAGACAGGAUUUUGCGGGACACUUCAAGAGGGUUCCCUGAGUACCCUCUCCUCCUUCCAGCACAGCCUGAAUCUGUGUGCACUGCUCAUGUCGGAAAGCCAUGAAUUUUAUAGGAAUGAACUUCAUGUACAUUAUCAAGGUAGCAGUUUUUAGUCAAAACCAAUGGAUCAUUUAGAGACACACAAAAUGCUUUUGUUCUGAGUCAAAUCAAACGCCCCCAGCCCUAACAAACCAGCACCAGAGCUGCCCUGGCUUCUAGCUCCUUAGGGAGUAGCUGGUGAGCAGGAACUCGGCAUAGCAUCCUAAACCUUAAUGGGAGUUGUGCAGAGGCCCCCACCAUUGGCAAGGAGUGAAUACUAGGGAACAUUUAGACACUGCUAAAUGGCGGGCCAUUCGCACGGCUCUACCCUGUCAGUGUCCCACCUUUGAGCCCACCUGAGACUUUGCCGCCUUCUCAGGGGAAGAGCCAGGUGGAAAUAACUAGACAUGAACCCUUGAUAAAGAAAACAGUUUAUUUUAAAAAGCUCUAAUGUUCUGCCCUGUGUGCGGCCCCCGCAUGGAGCUGCAGUUGAGAGUCCGUACCUGCACAGGGCUGAAGGCAGAGAAGGUGCGGGGUAAGAGCUGGGCUCCUGGCAGUCAGCCCCACCUCACGUAACUGUGUAUUUUUAAGGAGAUGGCAGGCAGCCCAGCUCCUGGGGGUAAGAAAAUGUCCACUCCCCAAGAUUCAUGUUUUAGUUUACUCACAAGUUAAGCAGAAGUCACUUGCCUCUGUCAUGAUUUCCAAACCACGAAGUUUUAAGGGACGCUGUGGUAGCAGCAAAUAGGGCUCGAGUCCUGUGUUGUCAAGCCCACACAUGUCAUUUAAUAAUCUAAGUAAUAAAUGCCCACUCUUCCGCUCCAAGACCGGAGUCUCCAGGCUUUCACAUCACAAUCCUCAGUCACGUGAACCUCCUCUUUCCUCAAGGACACGGGCGGUGAGCCUGCAGUCAGUGGGAUGCCGGCAGCCACAAGCUUCCCCCACAUGGGAGCAGGAAGCCUGACUCCCAGCCUCUGCUGCUCCCACAUCAGCAAGGGUCAGCAGUGAGCACUCGGAGGGGGCGCUUCCUGAGGCACAGUCCCGCCGGGCUCCAGGGUUCUGGUCACAUACCCAAGGUGGGGCCGCUCCCUAGCUCUGGGCCAGCACAGUGCCCCGGUUUGUUUGCACCAGCUCACACGCUCUUAGCUGGGGUUCUGGCAUGUGAGGCUCAGCUAGAAAUGGGUUGAACAGUGUUGCUAAUUCUUCAGAGAAGUCCUGGAAUAAGCAGAAAGAUGACAGACAAGGCUGAUACAAUUCUGGACGGUACAUCCUUUCUACUAAGAAUUCCCAAUAUCAAGCCCUUGCUAACCAGUGAGUAGGCAACCUUAUUUUUUCCCAACUGCCUUCUAUACUGAAAUGGACUUGACACCUUUUCCCAUUUGUUCUCUGGGAUGCUCCAGUUCCAGCAGGGAGAGGGACAUCUGACAGGAGACACACAACCAUCUAGUGAAUACUUAACACCAAAGGAUUCCGUCCUGACAAACCCUAGGAGGUAUACAUUACUCUGCCCUAGAUUACAACAACACUGAGUACCAGCUGAGAUUCAAAUCUAGGUUAUUCUGAUUUAAAAAACCCAUACUCACCAUGCCACAGUGCUUUCCAACUACCUGCCUUCUCUCUGACCUUCCUCUGCUGGCACCCUCUUUAAUAAAAUAGCUACUCAAAUGUGAAAAGGGUGCUCCAGAACAGCCAUGCCAUUUCAGGGUGGUCCUGAAGAUACUUGGUCAAGUCCACCAAUCUCUGGGAAGAUCCUAAGAAUGCCUGGGCCCCCACCACUUGCCCCAUUUCAGGAGAAAAGGGACAGAUGUAGGAGAAGAUGAGGAUUCCUUACCUUUGGCCACUGGGUGUCAUGGAGGCUGCCCAGGCAGGCCUCUAUUUCUGUCCGUCCCAUCAGCCCUUUCUCUACCAGCUCCCGGAGCAAGAACAGCAGGAGGUCCCACUGCAACACACAUGGAGGGGGUCAGCGUGGUUAGGACAGCACAGCGACCCUGACUGGAUCCAAAGGACAGAGGAGACCUAGAGCCCACGUGAGUGUGUUAAGGAAAAGGACACAGCUGCCAGAAAAGGUGGAGUAAAGGAAACACACAGCAAUUGGGGUGAGGGUAGGGGUGUCAGAAUAGGCGUGCAGGGGGCUACAGAGCCCACCUGGCCACCACCCUCCCCCCUGCUCUGGCUCACCUCCCUUGGCCGAGUAUCUGCCAGAAGGCCCAGGUUUCUUGGGCUCAGCAGCAGCUGCAGUGGAACCGGCACCUGAAAGUCAUCCUUCCACAGGGAAAGCAGCACAUGCAGGAGCCUGCGAGCCUGCCCUCUCUCCAGCCGGUGCUGCGCCGGGGGCCCAAGGACAGGGAUCUGGUCUGCAACUUUGGGCAAAGAAUGAAGUCAAGCUUUAAGAAACGGAAAUAGGGUCACCUAGCUGGCCCCUGGUAGGUAGACUAGAACAAAGCUCCGCAUUUCUAAUCUUGCUUGUGCCCAACCCUGAGAUCUGAGGGACCUGACAGGAGCGAGACGAAAUGAAAAGGAACCAUACCAAGGAGGGAUGCUAACUCCACCGAGCACUUUGCCAGAUGCUGCUCAGCAGGCGGGCACAGGAACUGUGGGGAAGAGGCAGGGAAACCCUGGACAUUAGCAACAUCCUUACAGCAGCAGCCCUGAGCUGAUGCAACUCGUGAUGAGCAUUGGACAAGGACACAAGCACAGCAUCCUGUCAGGGCUCACCUGGCGGCAUUGCAGCGUCUGGCCCAGCUGGCCCAGGAGCUGCUCCAGAUGUUCCGGAGAGACUCCUUCCUCAGGGUCCCGGGGCCCCACAGCCAGCGCAAGCACAUCCUGGAAAGAGCAAGGGUGGAAACAGAGUGAGACUUCAUACCUGGCUGGGACCUAGGAGGCCACAGAGAACGUGGCCUGGGACAGGGUUCAGCCAGUGGAAAGAGGCAGAAGGAAAAGUAAGACAGGGUCCCUGGAUGAAGCGGCCGGGGCAAGGUGCCUUAGACCUGGGGCUUGGGCAGGACCGCACAACUGGAAGAAGCCAACCAAGUGGACAGCAACAGAGGGAACAGAUGGAGCAGGUCAGCUGAAGGACAACAUGCUGCCUUGAGAGCUUAAGAGAGGUCACUCGUCUUGGGACAAAGCCAAACCCAGGCAAUUCCGAGAGCGCCUUAUCCUGGAAGCAUUUAGGGGAACCGUCCUGCUAUCUGUUGUAUUUUCUAUCCCCCAUACUUCUCGGUUCAUCUUCUCGGGAGAGUCUGGUUUCAGUACAGAAAACCAGUAGCUAAUGGCCACUUAGUCUUUUCUUCUCCCCACUAUAUACUCUCCAUUUUUCGUCAUUCCUUAGUCCCUAGUCCUAAUCUUUGGCCCCACCGAACAGUAAGUGUUGAGGGUUUGCAGGCUUUAAUGUCUCUGCCCAAAAUACUCAACUCUGCUGCUGUAGCACAAAAACAGCCCUAGACAAUUCAUCAGUGAACAAGUGUGGCUGUGUUCCAAUAAAACUUGACUUGUAAAAACCA